CCACCUACCCGAGCGACCUCAGGUCCCCUAAAAUCUGGGGGCGGCAUUCAGUCAGCAACAAGCACCCGCCGAGAAGACCCUCAAGAUGGCCCCCAAUCCGUACCUCCUCGCAGCCGACAACCCAGAGGCUUUGCUCUCUCUCUUGCGCCAAGACCCCUCCCUAGCUUCGGUUCAAGACGAGCACGGCUACUCCCUCGUGCACGCGGCCGCCAGCUACAACCACCUCGACCUCCUUCGAGCCCUGAUCCGCGAGUUCAAGGUCCCUGUAGAUAUCAAGGACGAAGACGGCGAGACCGCGCUGUUCGUAGUCGAAACCGUCGAGGCCGCCCGGGUCCUCGUCGAGGAGUUGGGCCUGGAUGCCACGAUCCAAAAUGAUGAGGGCCAGACGGCCGCAGAGAAGAUAGAGGCCGAGGCGGACUGGCCCGCGGUAGCGGAGUAUCUCCGCGGUCCAGAUGGGGGCUCGUCGGCUAACAACGGUACGCCGAAUGGGACGGCAUCGAACGGGACCGGCCUGCCCCCCGUCCCGGAGGGCUUGCAAGUUACGAUGGGUACAAUUGAUGAGGCAGAGGUGAAUGGCCAGCAACCCGAUCCCGAGUUCCGCAGACGGAUAGAGGAACUAGCCGCCAGGGAGGAUUUUCAGACACCUGAGGGUCAAGCCGAGUUGCGGAAGUUGGUCGAAGAGGCAAUCGGCGGAGGGGUCUUCGGCGAGGACCGUAAUGUUCGGCCGCGUCAAGAGUGAGCUUCGGCAAUAGG
Thermothelomyces thermophilus ATCC 42464 is the source of this 753-nucleotide messenger RNA. RefSeq lists its product as uncharacterized. Lineage: Eukaryota; Fungi; Ascomycota; Sordariomycetes; Sordariales; Chaetomiaceae. The record is from RefSeq and is a predicted model, not a curated record. The transcript has a single exon. The coding region runs from base 86 to 739 and encodes 217 amino acids. Gene Ontology annotation, molecular function: protein binding.